Molecule: messenger RNA, 1413 nt
Organism: Sphenostylis stenocarpa
Lineage: Eukaryota; Viridiplantae; Streptophyta; Magnoliopsida; Fabales; Fabaceae
Source: the annotation of a GenBank genome assembly
AUGGAUUCGCCCAACAGUGGCAGUAUGCAGUCCUCCAGCACCGCCGGUGAAGAAGAUUACGAUUCACGCGCCGACCCUUCAUCAUCAUCAAUCUCUGCCUUCCUCAACAACAACCCCGUUCCUCCGCCCCAACCAACGACGUUAACAACAACCCACGUUACUCCCUUCCAAACCCACGUGUUCGACCCCUUAUCCAAUUACUUGGAUCCGACACAAAGAUCGCAGUCACACCCCAACACAAACCAAAUCCUUAACCUCGACAUGGUGUGGAACACGGUUGCCAGAUCCGAACCCGAUCUCGGUGGUUUGAUACCUUGUUCCUCUUCACCUUCCCCACAAAACAGCAACAACCAAGGUUUCCUGUUAACUCAACUGGGUGCAGGUCAAAGUCAAACACGCGGAGGAGGACUUGCUAACGUAGCUGUUUCUGCUUUUCCCACCACUCUCGCUCCGGAAAGUGCUUCUCCACGAGGAGGAUUUGAACAAAACAGUACCAGCACCAACACCAACGUGGUUCGAAACCCGAAGAAGAGGUCGAGAGCUUCUAGGCGUGCACCUACCACUGUGCUCACUACGGAUACCACAAAUUUCCGAGCCAUGGUUCAGGAAUUCACUGGCAUCCCAGCACCUCCUUUCACUUCCUCACCCUUCCCGAGAACCAGGUUGGAUCUCUUUGCUUCUUCUAAUGCAUCUUCCUCAGCGUUAUUAAGAUCCGCUUCCGCUCAUUUAGAACAACCUCCGUCGCAAACACAAACACCCUCUUAUCUUCUUCGCCCCUUUGCACACAAAGUCCAAGCUCAACCCUCUUCAGUCCCACACAACACUUUUCCCCCCAUGUUGAACACCUUGGCUUCUAACAACAAUUCAGGUUCCAAUUCGACCUCCAUUCACUAUCAGCAGCACCCUCUAAACAUGCACAACCCAAUUCUCAGCCUCCAAUCCAUUCUCGGGAACAACAAUUCUUCUGUCCUUGUUGGUUCUAAAACACAACAGCAGCACUCCUUGGAAAUCACGCCCGGUGCUGUGGACUCGCACCUCAAGAUGGGUGGUUUGGAAGAACUGGGAUUGAGCCAUGCGCACGUUGGUGGUCAUCAUCAUCAUCAUCAUCAUCAUCAAAACAUGAACUUGGUUUCGUCUUCAUCGGAUGGAGCAUUGUCGAGGGUCAACAGCAACCUAAACAUAAACAACAACAUGCGUGGUCCUUCUUCAGCAGACUGGGCCCAGGCCCAAAGAAUUGGCGGCACCAAUGAUGGAGGGGUUUUGAGGUCUCUGAGUGGAGGCACAGGCACUGGCACCUUAAACUACAGAAGCAGUGUUUCGGAUUUUCAUGGAGAGAAGGGAGCACCGGAAUGUGCUGUGGCUGCAAGAAGCGAAGGUAUGGUCGAAUCGUGGAUUAAUUGUUCUUCAGAUUAG